Molecule: messenger RNA, 615 nt
Organism: Geosmithia morbida
Lineage: Eukaryota; Fungi; Ascomycota; Sordariomycetes; Hypocreales; Bionectriaceae
Product: p24 family protein beta-1
Exons: 3
Coding region: 1-615 (204 amino acids)
Biological process (GO): endoplasmic reticulum to Golgi vesicle-mediated transport; intracellular protein transport; protein retention in ER lumen
Cellular component (GO): COPII-coated ER to Golgi transport vesicle; endoplasmic reticulum-Golgi intermediate compartment; endoplasmic reticulum
Source: RefSeq, a predicted model, not a curated record
AUGCGUCUUAUCAACGCCGUCAAGUCGCUGCUGGCGGCGGCCGUGGCCAUCCAGACGGCUGCAGCUCACAACAUCGUCCUGCCUUCCCAUGGCGUCGAGUGUUUCUACGAAGAUCUUCACCGCGAUGACACCAUGACCGUCACCUACCAGGUUGGAGACCGGGAGUUCGGAUCAGCAGGCAAUCUCGAGAUUGACUUCUGGAUUCUCAACCCCAGGAACCAGCACGAAGUCCAGAGCAAGUCCGUCUCCUCGGGAGACCACAGCUUCACGGCCCGCCACGACGGGAGAUACACAUACUGCUUCGGCAACCAGCACUGGGGAGCCAACACCAAGGAGGUGUCCUUCAACGUCCACGGGAUCGUCUACGUCAGCGAGGGUGACAUGCCCAGUGACCCUCUCGAGAAGGAGGUCCGCGCCCUAUCCGACCUCCUGGCCCAAGUCAAGGAUGAGCAGCAGUACAUUGUUAUCCGCGAGCGGACCCACCGCAACACGGCCGAGAGCACAAACGCUCGAGUAAAGUGGUGGAACCUCUUCGUCAUUGGCAUCGUCAUCGGCGAAUCUUUUUUUCAGGUCUGGUGGCUCCGUCGCUUCUUUGAGGUGAAGCGUGUUGUUUAA